This is a messenger RNA of Lodderomyces elongisporus, 1395 nucleotides long. It is a transcript of the gene DEG1, whose product is annotated as pseudouridine synthase. Bases 1 to 1395 code for a protein of 464 amino acids. The transcript has a single exon. Gene Ontology annotation, biological process: tRNA pseudouridine synthesis; mRNA pseudouridine synthesis. Gene Ontology annotation, cellular component: cytoplasm; nucleus. Lineage: Eukaryota; Fungi; Ascomycota; Pichiomycetes; Serinales; Debaryomycetaceae. Gene Ontology annotation, molecular function: RNA binding; pseudouridine synthase activity. The record is from RefSeq and is a predicted model, not a curated record.
AUGUCCAGUGUACUGCCGAUUGACUAUACAAAAUGGACAAAGAAGGACCUUAUAGCCAAAAUAAGAAAACUAGAAAAUGGAUCGGUGCCAGGUGCAAGUACAAGUCUAGACACUGAAACUAAAACUGAAACUAAAACUGAAACUGAAAUUGAAACUGCAGCAAAGCUGGAUCAAGAGCAAGUGGGGUUACUUUCUACUGAAGGAACAAACAAUGGCCAAAUUUUAAAUUCAUCCGAUGAUCAGCUUCGACCAAAAGCCAAGGCGAAGAAAAGAAAAGAGUUUGACUGGAGUAAACAGAAUAUGCGUUUUGUUGCUAUAAAGUUUGCCUACUUGGGUUGGAACUACAAUGGUCUCGCUUUUCAAAGUGACCCAACACCGUUACCUACAGUUGAGGAAAUAAUUUUAAAAGCACUCGCAAAGGUGAAACUCAUUCGAGAACCAAUCGAAGAAGUAGAAUACUCCAAAUGUGGAAGAACUGAUAAGGGGGUAAGUGCCAUGAAUCAAGUUAUAUCGAUAAAGCUCAGAUCAAACUUGACACCACAAGAGCAACAGGAUCCUGCAUUUGAUGCAAAGGAAGUUGACUAUUUCACCGUUAUUAAUGCGAAUCUUCCAGCCGAUAUCAAAGUCCACGCUAUAUGCUUACGACCACCAGAAAAUUUCGAUGCAAGGUUCAGUUGCAAAGAGCGUCAUUACCGAUACCUAUUUAGAAAGACAUCCACCCUCGACAUCGAUUUGAUGGCUCAAGCUGCCGAAUACUAUGAAGGGCUGCAUGACUUUCGUAAUUUUUGUAAAUUAGAUGGGUCGAAACAAUUGACAAGUUUCGUAAGAGAUAUAAGGAGGUCUAAAAUCAUUCCGUUGGACAGUGAUGGCAAUCUUUACUGUUUUGACUUGAUUGGAAAUGCGUUCUUGUGGCAUCAGGUGCGUUGCAUGGUUGCAAUCUUGUUCCUUGUGGGUCAAAAAUUGGAAAGUCCUGAAAUUGUUAAGGACUUGAUGGACGUGACGAAAUUCCCAACAAAGCCCAUGUACGAAAUGGCCAAUGAUAUACCUUUGGUGCUUUACGAUUGUGUCUUCCCUGAAAUGGAAUGGAAGAAGUUUGAUUUGGAAUACAAGUUCAAUAGACUCCAUACUUCUUUUAGACUUUUGGCAUAUGAGCUUUCCAUUCAAAAUGAGGUCACCAAGAUUAUGGAAAAUGUAUUGUACGCUGAUAAACGUGAGGACGCGUUCAAACUGGCAAACUUGAAAGCAACGCCAUUGGGUGAUGGUGUGGGUCGGGCAUUUUCUGAGUAUAUUCCUUUAGGCAAGCGCCAACGUACUGAUGAUUAUAGAAUUAUUAAUGCUCGCUGGUUGGAAAAAAAGGCAGCUAAGAAAGCAAUGCUUGGUAAAGAACAACUUUAG